Brassica rapa (field mustard) is the source of this 3225-nucleotide messenger RNA. RefSeq lists its product as uncharacterized. Gene Ontology annotation, molecular function: zinc ion binding; nucleic acid binding. Gene Ontology annotation, biological process: DNA integration. The record is from RefSeq and is a predicted model, not a curated record. Lineage: Eukaryota; Viridiplantae; Streptophyta; Magnoliopsida; Brassicales; Brassicaceae.
AUGGGGUCUGAAGAGGAUGAUGAAACCUUUGUGCGAAGGAAUAAGUUGCUGCAAGAAGCAAUCACCAAACAAGUGAUGGAAGCGAUGGUGAAGUUGCUGGAAGAGAAGUAUGAUCAGAGACCGAAUGAUGGGCAAGGACAAGAGACUAAGAAGAUUCAAGUAGCUGCUACCGAGUUCAAUGAUUAUGCAUUGAGCUGGUGGGAUCAGUUGGUUACAAACAAAAGGCGCAAUGGUGAAUUCCCCAUUGAAACAUGGGCAGAGAUGAAAGCUGUGAUGCGCAAGAGGUUUGUACCAAGUCAUUAUCACCGUGAUCUUCAUCAAAAGCUGAGACUGCUCACACAAGGAUCAAAGUCGGUAGAGGAAUACUUUCAAGAGAUGGAGUUGCUUAUGCUAAGAGCUUGUGUAUCUGAGGACAGUGAAGCUACUAUGGCACGUUUUCUUGGUGGACUCAACCGUGAGAUACAAGAUAGAGUGGAGAUGCAACACUACUUGGAGAUAGAGGAGAUGCUACACAAAGCUAUCUUGGUGGAGCAGCAAGUUAAGAGAAGAAGUUAUGCGCGUGGUAGCUAUGGUUCCAGUAGAUACCAGACCUCUAAGGAAGAUAAACCAAGCUAUCAGAAGGAGAGCAAACCACAGCCAAAAGAAGAAUCCAAGUCUAGUAGCAUCUACAACAAAGAUAAGGGUAAAGUGGAAGCUACAAGCUCGCGUGCAAGAGAUGUGAAGUGUUUUAAGUGCCAAGGGCGUGGGCACUAUGCUAAUGAGUGUACUAACAAGAGAGUUAUGAUUCUUCUGGAGAAUGGAGAGUUUGAAUCUGAAGAUGAAAAACUCAGGACUGAUCAAGAACUAUCUGAAGCUGAGUAUGAGGAGGAACCAGUUCAAGGUAGACUUUUGGUUGCAAGAAGAACUCUCAGUUUGCAAAACAAAACUGAGGAACAAGAACAAAGAGAGAACUUGUUCUACACACGUUGUAUGGUGCAAGGGAAGGUCUGCAGCCUGAUCAUCGACGGUGGAAGCUGUGUUAAUGUCGCUAGCGAGACAAUGGUGAAGAAGCUUGGUUUGAAAGUUCAAAAGCAUCCUAAACCUUACCGGCUGCAAUGGCUUAAUGAAGAGGGCGAGAUGAGGGUAUCUACUCAGGUUUCUAUACCCUUGUCCAUUGGGAGGUAUGAAGAUGACAUUCUCUGUGAUGUGAUACCCAUGGAAGCCAGCCACAUACUACUGGGAAGGCCUUGGCAGUUUGAUAGGCGUGAAUACCAGGAUGUAUUUCCAGAAGAUAAUCCCAUAGGUUUGCCACCUAUUCGAGGGAUUGAGCAUCAGAUUGAUUUUGUACCAGGAGCUACUCUUCCCAACAGACCAGCAUACAGAACUAAUCCUGUGGAAACUAAGGAGCUACAAAGACAGGUUGAGGAACUGAUGGAGAAAGGCCACAUCCGUGAGAGUAUGAGCCCCUGUGCUGUGCCUGUGCUCCUUGUGCCUAAGAAAGAUGGGAGCUGGCGCUUUGUUGUGAGUGCAGAUGGAGUAAAGGUAGAUCAGGAGAAGGUGAGAGCAAUUCAAGAAUGGCCAAUUCCAAAGACUAUAAGUGAAGUGAGAAGUUUCCACGGCCUUGCUGGUUUCUACAGGCGGUUUGUUAAAGACUUUAGCACUAUAGCAGCUCCCUUGACUGAAGUGAUAAAGAAAGAAGUCGGAUUCAAGUGGGGAGAAGCACAAGAGACUGCCUUCCAAUGCCUUAAAGAGAAGCUUACUCACGCCCCUCUUCUUAUACUUCCUGACUUUAAUAAAACUUUUGAAAUAGAAUGUGAUGCCUCAGGAAUUGGUAUUGGUGCUGUAUUGAUGCAGGAGAAGAGACCCAUUGCAUACUUCAGUGAGAAGCUUGGAGGCGCCACCCUCAACUAUGCAACUUAUGAUAAAGAGCUGUAUGCCUUGGUGAGAGCCUUGCAGACCUGGCAGCACUAUCUCUGGCCUAAAGAAUUCGUCAUACAUACAGAUCAUGAGUCUCUCAAAUACCUCAAAGGACAGAACAAACUCAGCAAGAGGCACGCAAGGUGGGUUGAGUUCAUUGAGACAUUUCCUUAUGUCAUCAAGUAUAAACAAGGUAAGGAAAACAUAGUUGCUGAUGCACUAUCCAGAAGACAUGAUGGUUUUCUUUUCUAUGAUAAUCGGUUGUGUGUGCCUAACUGCUCUUUGAGAGACUUGUUUGUUAGGGAAUCUCAUGGAGGAAGUCUCAUGGGUCACUUUGGUAUUGCAAAGACUCUUAAAACUUUGCAGGAUCACUUCUUUUGGCCUCGGAUGAAAAGAGAUGUGGAGAAACUAUGUGAGAGAUGUGCAACUUGCAAGCAAGCCAAGUCUAAGGUUCAGUCUCACGGUUUGUAUACUCCUCUCCCUAUACCUUAUCAUCCUUGGAAUGACAUAUCUAUGGAUUUCAUUGUUGGCUUGCCUAGAACUAGGACUGGAAAGGAUUCUAUCUUUGUGGUUGUGGAUAGGUUCUCAAAAAUGGCACAUUUCAUAGCUUGUCACAAAACUGAUGAUGCAUUGCAUAUUGCUAACUUGUUCUUUAAAGAGAUUGUGCGCAUACAUGGCAUGCCUAAGACUAUUGUUUCUGAUAGAGAUACUAAGUUUCUUAGUCAUUUUUGGAAGACUCUUUGGUCUAAGCUAGGUACUAAACUCUUGUUUUCUACUACUUGUCAUCCACAAACUGAUGGACAAACUGAAGUAGUUAAUAGGACUCUUGGAACACUCUUGCGUGCAUUCAUAAAGAAAAACUUGAAAUCAUGGGAAGAUUAUUUGCCUCAUUGUGAAUUUGCAUACAAUCAUGCUGUGCAUUCUACUUCUAAGUUUUCUCCUUUUGAGAUUGUUUAUGGGUUCAAUCCCAACUCUCCUUUGGAUUUAAUUCCUUUACCUGAGUUGGGUGAUCAGGUCUGGAUUCACCUAAGAAAAGAGAGGUUUCCCAAUGAAAGGAAGUCCAAGCUGAUGCUGCGGAUUGAUGGACCUUUUGAGGUCAUAAGGAAGAUCAGCAACAAUGCCUAUAAACUGGAUUUGCAAGAUGAACCAGAUUUGAGGACAAAUCCUUUUCAAGUGGGAGGGGAUGAUAUGAUCAUGGAUCAGCUAGUUGAUAAAGAUGAAGAAGGAGAGACUGAAGAUACACUAGCUGAAGAGGAAGCGGUCCUAGCCAUUCCCACAGGUCCUAUAACUCGUGCAAUGACAAGGAGACUCAAGGAAGCUGUUGGAAAC